This is a messenger RNA of Drosophila yakuba, 957 nucleotides long. RefSeq names its product extensin. The transcript has a single exon. The record is from RefSeq and is a predicted model, not a curated record. NCBI's taxonomy places the organism in Eukaryota, Metazoa, Arthropoda, Insecta, Diptera, Drosophilidae. The coding region runs from base 275 to 871 and encodes 198 amino acids.
AGCCGAAUUUUGGAUUCGAAUCCGAAUCGGAAACGGAAUCCAUGUCCACUGGCAUCGAAAACGAAACCGAAAUGGGCACAAUGCGCCAGCUAAUUUGUAUGCAUCGCGGUUUGCUGGCGGGGAUUGAAGAGCUCCGCGUAACGCGAUUGGGAAGCCAUCGGAAAUAUUAUGCAAGGGAGGGGGACCUACACAUUUAUGAGCUGGCGGAUUCAUAUAAAACGCUCGACUGACCUGCAGCAGUAGCUUCAUUCGCAGCCGAGCCAUCGACAUCAGCAUGCAGACGCAGUGUAUCCUCCUUCUCUUGGCCGCCAGUUUGGCCAUAUGUGUGGCGCGUCCGGAACCACCUAGAUCCCGCUAUGGACCGCCGCCACCCCCAGCUCCCCAAAAGGAAUACGGCCCGCCGGCUCCGCAAGCACAGCCUCUUCCCGUUUACGGACCACCAGCAGCUUUCUACGGACCACCAGCUGCCUCGGAAGCGCUCGUGACUAAGAACGUUUACGUGCAUGUGCCGCCAGAGGAGCCAGAGUUCUAUCCGGCCUCGUCGCCCAUCCAGACGGCCGUUCCCAAGAAGCACUACAAGAUCAUCUUCAUCAAGGCUCCCAACCCCCCGACCCCUGUGCGCCAGGUGCUCCCACCCCCGGUCCAGGAUGAGCACAAGACUCUUGUGUAUGUUCUGGUGAAGAAGCCCGAGGAGCAGCAGCCCGUCAUCCUGCCCGCUCCAGAGCCCACAGAGCCCAGCAAGCCGGAGGUGUACUUCAUCAAGUACAAGCAGCAGCAGCCCAAGCCGGCCACCCAGUACGGCCCACCACCAUCCGCCCCCUCUGAGGAAUACGGAGCACCACCUGCCCCGCGCACCGUCGAGCAGUUCUAGUUUGUAGAGUCGUCUAGGUCCACAGCCCAUGAAUGUAAAUAUUAUUUAUGAUCGCUGCCAUUAAAGAGAGUUUAGAGAAUGCGAAA